This is a messenger RNA of Trichomonas vaginalis G3, 1032 nucleotides long. Its product is annotated as peptidyl-threonine phosphorylation. The coding region runs from base 1 to 1032 and encodes 343 amino acids. Gene Ontology annotation, molecular function: ATP binding; protein serine/threonine kinase activity. The transcript has a single exon. The record is from RefSeq and is a predicted model, not a curated record. Gene Ontology annotation, biological process: protein phosphorylation. Gene Ontology annotation, cellular component: cytoplasm. NCBI's taxonomy places the organism in Eukaryota, Parabasalia, Trichomonadida, Trichomonadidae.
AUGACUUGUAGCAUUUCAACAGAAGGAAAUCAGGAUGCACCCAAUGAUCAGUUAAAUCAAAACUCCGAUGGUGCAGGAUUUUAUUCACUACCUCGUUUUAUUCGAAAUUCAUUAUCCGAUUUCUUAAAUUCCACGAAUCCAGUCAUGCAUGGAUAUAGAUUUUUAUCAGAGUUAGGAGACGGCGCUAUGUCAAGAGUCUUUCAAGUUGUUUAUGAAGGAAAUGAUGAAGUGUUUGCAGCCAAAGUUUACGACAAUUCGCAGAUUAGUCGUCCAACACUAUCUGGAGAAGACCCACCAUAUGUUUGUAUACAGAGAGAACUUGAUAUCAUGGCAAAACUCUCUCAUCGCUAUGUUAUCUCAUUAAUUGAUGCAUUCAAUGAUAAUGAUACAAAUUGUUUGUUCAUUAUAAUGCCAUAUGCACCAAUGGGUAAUGUUAAAUCCCUUACAAACAAAAAAUUAUUAUCUGAAAACGCUUUAAAUGCAUGCUAUCAUCAAAUUGCCAUAGCUUUGGCAUAUAUGCAUGCAAAUAAUGUUGUCCAUCGUGAUAUCAAGCCAGAAAAUAUGUUAGCUUUUUCUGAAGAUUAUUUUGUAAUCACAGACUUAUCAGUUUCUCAAGAACUUACAUCAGACGAUCAGAUGCUAGUUGAUACAAAAGGUUCCCCUGCAUUCUUAAGCCCAGAAGAGUGCCAUGGAGGAAAAUUCAGUCCAAAACCAACAGAUGUUUGGGCAUAUGGAGUUUCACUUUACUUAUCGUAUUUUAAUGACUUCCCUUUCUCCAUUGGUGAAUGCGAAGGCUUGGAAUUUGCAAAUACGUUGAUGGCCGUAUAUUUACGGUUAAGAACAAAGGAACUUGAGAUCCCAGCAAAUGCAGAUCCAUUAUUGAAAGAUUUACUUCAACAUAUCCUUGUAAAAGAUCCAAAACAAAGAUAUACUUUUGAUCAAAUAGUUGCUCAUGAAUUCUUUGAUAGAUCUCGUCACAUUGAUGAGGAAAACGCCAAAGAUCUUGAUUAUGAAGAAGAAGAAAUGAAUUAA